AUGAAGUUCGCCUCCUUUGCCGUGGCGGCCACUCUCGCGUCGACCGUCUCGGCGUUCCCUUGGAUGGCUGCCGAGCACAACCAACAGCGCCGCGGUAUUGCUGCCAACGGUCUGUUUGAUAACGCCCAAGUCAACAAGCUUGUCGGCAUCGUGAAGAACAUGGACCCCGCCAAGCUCUCCAACCUCACGACUCAGCUCAAGGCCGGUAUGGACCAGGUCAACGCGCAGAUCAAGGCAGCCGGUGUGGAGAUCCCCUCGGGCAAGCUUCUCGACAAGGACUGGUCCAGUAUCACCCAGCAAGACAUUGAGCAGGCUUAUGGCCUCCGCCAGGGCAACGCCACAAAGCGAGGUUUGGCCCUCUGGGGUCUUGCUGAAGACGACAAGCACCCCUGGUACGCACCCCGUCCAGGUGACCUCCGUGGUCCCUGCCCCGGUCUCAACACGGCCGCCAACCACGGAUACCUUCCUCGCUCGGGUGUAGUUAACCCUCUUGAACUCUUUAUCGGCACGUGGGAGGCUCUCUCCCUCUCCCCCGAUUUGUGCGCCGUCCUUGCAGCGCUUUCUUUCCUCUUCAAGGGUGACCUCACCACCUUGACUCUUUCGAUCGGCACCAAACACGGUCUUGGUUCCGGUCUUGCCGACCACGGCGUUCUCGAGGGCGAUGCUUCAGUCACUCGUGAUGACCACUACUUUGGAAACGACUAUGACGCUGUUCCCAGCAAGGUUGCGCUCCUCCAGCGCGAGAUUGACCAGUAUGGAAACGGCGAGGUGACUCCCUGGUCGCUCGCCCACUCCCGCAAGCGUGCCUUUGACGACUCGAAGAAGCACAACCCCAACUUUGACUUUAACCCUUGGCGCAUGAUCGUCGCCUACGCCGAGUCUGGCUUUGUCAUGGAGGCGCUCCGCGGCGACUCGCUCACCUUCAACAACGAGCAGAUCGACUGGUGGUUCAACAAGGAGCGCUUCCCUCCCGGAUGGAGCCGUCGCGCCGUCCCCAUCACCAUCCCCGAGCUCCUUUCCUGGGCUGCCCUCAUCGAGGCCCUCGACCCCACUAUCCCCGGCUGGUCCAUCUUCGGCGUCUACACCGGCGACAUUACCACGUGGUUCAACAUCGCCGGAUGGUUCACUUCGCAGACCGGCGCCGAGUCCACCAUUGCGGGUGUUGGCUGCUCUAUCAGCAGCAUCUUCCUUGGAUGGUUCCCCACCAUGAUCUCGAACCUCUUCGUGGAGCUCGGCCUCCCAUACAUUAACGGCCUUGGCUGCUAA
Messenger RNA from Apiotrichum porosum, 1266 nucleotides. RefSeq lists its product as uncharacterized. The transcript is spliced from 2 exons. The coding region runs from base 1 to 1266 and encodes 421 amino acids. Gene Ontology annotation, molecular function: peroxidase activity. NCBI's taxonomy places the organism in Eukaryota, Fungi, Basidiomycota, Tremellomycetes, Trichosporonales, Trichosporonaceae. The record is from RefSeq and is a predicted model, not a curated record.